CCGGAACCUGUAAAAUGUAGAAUUCGUGCCCCGCCCAGGCGGAAUUCACACUCAUCUUCCCAACAAAUGUCCUAUGUUGGAGUUGGAGGAGCAUUCACUCGAGGCUCUUGAUAAUGGGUGUACCGAUCAAUACGGCCCUGCGAUGGGAACGAGAGCAUAAAUACCAAUUUCCGAGUGGGGAACGUUUCUCGAAAGCCCUGCUCGAUUCCGUAACCUGCCACUUCGCCAAGGUCCGCACCAGAGACUGGGAAACCAGGAUGAUGGAAUACUGGAACCCAAAUGAGAACGACAUACGAGAUAACGGAGAAUACGAAUCCUUCAAGUCCAAGUGGAGGAUGAAAAAAGCCAUGUCGCAAAUUGAUUUGGGGCGUUGGGCAGAGGCCGAAGCUGAAUCUGGAGCUGAGCAGUACCUUCGCGACACCAUCGAAAAGUGCAAGCAAUUGCGUCGCAGCAACGAAUUCCAUGGUUUCAUGUACCUGCCUGGUGAGAUCCGCGACAUAAUAUACCGCCUCGCCCUUUUCAGGGGCAAGGUCGUUGUACCGAAUAGCAGGCACAGCAUGGGGCCUCAGGCAUUCGAGGCCGUCGAGAACUACGAAAGCUUCGACGGAUACUAUUACAGGCGUUACGAAGGUGUUACACACGAACUUCACGCGAUGAGGCACAGCCAUCAUACAAUUCCUCUCGGCCUGAUCCAGGGGGUCAGUCGAGCUGUGCACGACGAAGCUGCGCGGAUCUACUUUGGCAGUAACCAGUUCAUCUUCCCUUCCGGCUCCUUUGUACAUCCUCGAUAUUGUAAUUUGCGUACCGCCUUUGAAGCUCACGGCGGAGAUGGGUUUCAACGCGAUAUCGACAACCGGACAAACAAUGCCCCACUACUCCGUGACGUGAGCUACACCUUCGACAUGCGAGACCACCCGAUCGACGAUCACACAAACCUCUACAUGAAUUACGGCAUCAAGGCAUCCGUCGACGAUGGCAGGCGCUCACGUGGCGAGGCCCUGCAAGCACUGCAUGAUGCGAAGGCGCUUGAGCUGGAAAUCGACUGGGCCGAACGUAUCGACAGCAUCAAACUCAUGACCUUGGACCGCCUGGUUCUGGACUUUCAGGAGUGCUACUGCCCCAUCGGAUGCUGUCGUAAGGUACAAUGGGUAGUGGAUCGCUUCCUGCACGAGGGACCGCCUCCCGGGACUGCUGCCACAGAAGACAAUGCAUACUCCUCGUAUGACUGGUUCAACCGCCCACCGCGCAUGGUUGAAGUUAUGGGUUUCGUGGAUGACAAAGAGGAAUUAACGGCGAUGGUAAAGUUGAGACGGCUAAUUGGAUCAGUGAUAUGCCUCAUCGAAACUAAUGAUGUCCCUAAUGAUUUUGACCGCCCAAUGCAGGAGCUUCUACUAAGUGAUUGAGAAGGAUUGGUGGUGGGAAGAGCACCAGGUGGCGAUGAUGGAGGAAUACAGAGAGCGCUUUUAUAUUCAUCUUCUGUCUUUCUCCGCAGCGUAAUGUGACGUCAACUUCAGAA
Messenger RNA from Diaporthe batatas, 1516 nucleotides. RefSeq lists its product as uncharacterized. The record is from RefSeq and is a predicted model, not a curated record. The transcript has a single exon. The coding region runs from base 114 to 1403 and encodes 429 amino acids. Lineage: Eukaryota; Fungi; Ascomycota; Sordariomycetes; Diaporthales; Diaporthaceae.